Leucoraja erinaceus (little skate) is the source of this 1690-nucleotide messenger RNA. It is a transcript of the gene lyz, whose product is annotated as lysozyme. Gene Ontology annotation, molecular function: lysozyme activity. The record is from RefSeq and is a predicted model, not a curated record. The transcript has 4 exons. The coding region runs from base 173 to 676 and encodes 167 amino acids. Lineage: Eukaryota; Metazoa; Chordata; Chondrichthyes; Rajiformes; Rajidae.
GUUCCGGGGCGUUUGAGGAACUUCAUGCAGAACUUCAAUAAAAGUGAGGAACCUUAACUGUGCCCCAGCUUGCGACAUCGCAAAGCAGACGUCCGUCGUCCUGCAGCUGAGUUUAGCUCGUUGUCACGCGCUCCGAGUUACGGUGAAAAACCAAAGCAGAAAACGCUGGAAAAUGCUCAGCGGGUCAGGCAGCGUCCGAGGGAAGGGAAGCGGAGGUAGCACUUCAGCUCUGAAGCUCCUGAUGCUCGGACUCCUGCUGGUGUGCACCAGUGCCAAAGUCUACAAGAGAUGUGAGCUGGCAAAGACCCUGAAGCAGUUUGGCAUGGAUGGAUAUUACAAGUACAGCCUGGCGAACUGGGUCUGCAUGGCUUACUCGGAAAGCCGCUAUAACACCUCGGCAAUUAAUCACAACACGAAGCAAGGAAAAGUUUGGUCGACGGACUAUGGUAUUUUUCAGAUCAACAGCAAAUGGUGGUGUGAUAAUCAGAAGACCAAAGGUGGAAAAAACAUAUGUGGGCUCAGAUGUGAUGAUCUUUUGAACGACUACUUGGGCGAUGACUGCAACUGUGCAAAGGUUAUCGUCACAGAGAGCAAAGGAAUGAAAGCCUGGGUGGGCUGGAAUAAGAACUGCAAGGACAAAGACGUUGAGCACUUUGUUGAUGGGUGUGGUGUGUGAAAAGAGAAAUGAUUCAGCAUUCGUGUUCAACACCCCCCUCGCGCCCGCUUCUCAUCCCAGCUUGCUUCAGAUACAGCGCAAUGGCAUCUUUACCACUACUACCUAUAUUCUCCUUAGGCCCCCUUUGGUCGUGGCUGACCAUGGGUGUCUCCAGGGCGCUAGUCCCUAUGUGGAGGACGCCUGUGCGUGACUUUGUUUAACGUGGGGAGACUGGUGCACAGACAGCCACCCCACGGUCCUUGACAGAUCUGGGUCAGGAUCCAGUGGCAUGGAGUCCAAGACGACCGGAGACCCUUUUCUGCCGCAGCCUUCAUCCGCCUUCCCAGCCGUUGUGACGUUAGCUCCACUAAGGUCAGCCAUCGUCCUCCGCCUGUUCCACCGUUGAGGUCUUGGUUGGAUUGCUCUUUGUCAGAGACCUCCCCCUCGACCUUACCGCCAUGGGUGGCCCCACCAGGAGCAUCACAGCUCCAGACGGCAUCGCUCUCAGGAUCUCAGGUCCACACGAGCUUCUCCACCACGACAAGGUGAUGAUCCAUGGAAAAUAAGUUCCCAAACAUAGAAACAUAGAAAUUAGGUGCAGGAGUAGGCCAUUCGGCCCUUCGAGCCUGCACCGCCAUUCAAUAUGAUCAUGGCUGAUCAUCCAACUCAGUAUCCCGUACCUGCCUUCUCUCCAUACCCCCCUGAUCCCCUUAGCCACAAGGGCCACAUCUAACUCCCUCUUAAAUAUAUACAUUGAUCCAAUAAUUGUACCCCCCCUGUGGUAGCUCGUACCAGAUACGAACAACCCUCUGAGUGAAAAAGUUGCCUUGAGGUCUCUCUUAAAUCUCUCCUCUCUCAUCUUUAGCCUGUACCCUCUAGUUGUAGAACCCUCUACUUAAGGACCAUGCACAUGAAAUACAUAGAGUACAUUUAUUUUUGCCACAGUCCGCAGCUUAAAUGGCGAGAGCGUCAUAUCCGAGUGAUUACAUUGAAAUAAAAAUUAUAAAAAAAUGAAUAAAUAAAGCGAUAAUUAAC